AAUGAUCUCAAUGACCCUUCCCCCAAUGCACAAUGGCUUCAUCUCAUCGCUUAACCAAUCAGGACAUUAUAGACAGACAGUCCUUUGGCCUCAUCGUGCACGACGGACACGAUCAAGCUGAUGCCAUGUCAAUGUCGCAUCCUUCCGACAGUCAAUCGGCGCCAUCCUGGCCCUCGCCCUCCUCCUGCAGACAAUCACCAGCCACACGCGCGUCAGGAACUAACAUACUUGCAGUGUCCAUCCCUCUCGCCCUCCUUGCUCAGCCUACCGGUAUCGCUCCCAGGUCAAAGUUGCCCUUCGUCUCUGAAGAGAUGACAUGAAGAGAUGACAGCCAGCAAGGCACAAGUGAAGGCCAAUGCUCGUGACAGGGCCCGUGGGUGGUGUCGUCUGUCUGCUUACUUACCCAGGUCCUCGCCAUACUGGAUGUUCGUGUCGAUGUGCUGCAUCAGCUCAUCUGCACACAAACAACGCACAGACAGAGGUGGGUCGCUUCCCCAGAACAGACAGAUUGAUUCAGACAACGGGCUUCUCUCCUUUGGCGUGUCGUCUUACCGAUAGAGUCCGGCUCCUGGAUGUUGAGAGUCAGGAAAGACACCAUGCUGUAGUCCUCCAGCUGCACACACACACACACACACACACAUAUCCACGUGGCCAAGGGGCAGCCUCGGCGGUGUCGUUUGUACUCACCAAUUCUCCCAUGGCCCGAUUGAGGUCAUGAUACCUCCCCAGCGGACCCUAAACAGAACGAACCACACGCACGCGUGGUGCCGCCCCCCUUACCCUUACUUACUGCAUGCCCCCCCUACCUACCUGCACUUGUGCGACGAGGUCCCUCGGUUCGCCCUGCAGAUAUCGGUCCACCUGCUCGCGAUCGCUCUCCUCCAGCAAAUCGCACUUGGUCAACACCUGCAUACACCACACACCGAAGGGCAGCAUUAUGGAUGGAUUGCCCUCCCUUGUGCGCGAGGGUGUUUGAUAUGGCCGGCUGCUUACAUUGACGUGCGGAAGCUCCAGCUGCACCAUCGCACUCAACGCCCUGCAUGGAGCAAAGGGGCAGAAAUUGAGCCGACUCUGCGCAUGGUGUCCCCUGUGCUGGUGUGUACAUGAGCGAUCCGGCGAUGAAUUUGGGUAUGUCGGUGAUGAAUGAGACGUCGAGGCAGCAGACCCCACAUAACCGAAAGUCCAGUGUCUGCAGCUUGUCCACCAGCUGACGCAUUAUCGGCAGAUGGUUGUACAACUCAAUCUGACACAUAUAUCAUAAAAAACACGGGUACACAAGUCCACCUUUACGCUGUUGAAAGCGAUGGCACAGGUUGGUUGCUCACCUGCCCAGGGCAGUCGAAGAGAAAGUACUCGUCAUCACCUGCACGCAAUGGCACACGAGAACACAUGACAAAGGCAGGCGUAGGCAGGCGUUUUCGUCAGCUCUCCGUACCGAAUUGGUCGAGCUCCGAUUGCAGCCAAUCGAAAUUGUCAAUCAGAUACCUGCAAAACAGACAGACAGACAGACAGACAGACAAACGCGGACACCACAUCUCAUGUAUACUCUUCACAGUCCCCCAGCUUCCUGUUCAUGCUCAGCUCACUCCAUGGCGAAGACGAGCCCCCCGUUGGGUCCCAGAUUCGACUCCUCCAUCACAUCCUCGAGAGUCACCAACUCACGCACGUCUACACAGACAUCAACACGCCCUGUCUGCCUGUCAUGCUGACCUGCUACUCUCACGCUCACCGAUGGCACAUGGGUAUUCGAACUCCUCGGCAGCUGGGUCGAGGUUCACACAGCGCAGCAGACGGCCGGAGCACUCGGCGUGCUUCGUAAGGGCCGCACAGUACGUGGACUGAAGGGCACACAAAGCACGCAAACAGAUCCGUCGACUUGUCCGUUUCGGUGUGCUUUGUUUGUGUACCUUUCCGCAUCCCGCUGGCCCAAUGACAACCUGCCCGAACCGCACCAUGGGAUUGCACCAAGCCAG
Messenger RNA from Vitrella brassicaformis, 1973 nucleotides. The record is from the annotation of a GenBank genome assembly. Lineage: Eukaryota; Vitrellaceae.